UGCUCGAGAAAUUGAUGCAGAGCGAGUGAAACGAUGACAUGAUGAACUUGUGAGCCAAGAGGAGUGAUACCCGGAGUAACAACAACGGCAAAGAGCUGGUGACUUUGAGGUUUUGAGCGUCGAGGAUCGCUCCUCGGAUGAUGUACAAGGUCCCUGGAGCCACGUGUCCGUGGCUGUGGCUCCACGCCGCCAGCCAGCUGAUGACAGCGGCUGACAGUGGCCUAUGAGCAGCACUAGAGGACAGUGAUGGUGGUGGUGCUGCUGUGGGACCUUCACUGCUAUCCACACGAGGAGGAAGUGGCACUAUUCUAGAGCAUGGCUCGCCACAGUCUAUAAGAACACUCUGAUUAUUCUCCAGACUCUUGCUGCUGCUGCCAGUGCAAGGAACGGGACAACGGCUUUGGUGUGGAUUUGGAUAACUUGAUGGGCUCCACAAAAGUGCUGGCGCUGGCUCAGCUGUGGUGCCCUCGAUAGCUGCAAGCAUGGCGAGAGAAACUGUGCACUCUCGGAAGAUCUUCUGACGCACAUUUCUCGUUGAAAGUACUGAAGGAAGAAGGCUUGCUGGCUGGCUGGCGGGCUCAUGGCUAAGCGGGAAUCGGAUCUUCAAGUCUGUGUGUACAGGACGGGGUAGAGACUGAUGCUGCUGCUGCCCAGCAUGGAGAAUCGACUUAUUCUGUUGGCCACAGGCUUUGUAAAACUAUAACAUACGUGUCGUGAGGCAGCGAUGGAAUUGUCCUUGGAAGGACCGAGCGUUAAUGCCCAAUGAGCCUAGGCUGUAACGAUCAGAGUCUUGGGCCAUUCAUUGCUGCUAGUGCAAGUGCAAGUGUCUUGGUGACUGUCCGGGAGGGAGGUCGGCAGACAUGGCAACGACGACAGUUUCCAGUCGCCAGCUUUUUUCCCCGACCUCCUACCCCAGAAGCAGAUAUGGUACAUUCGCUCUCGCAAAGAAUGAUCGUACACAAAAGCGAAAGACGAGAAUUUCAACACCUGGAAAGGGAUUCGACUCCGACAUAGAAAGACGGAGUUCUGACAGAGUUGUUCCACUGGAAGAAUCUGAGAGCAAGACGAGAGAUUCGAAGCUGAAUCUGGCUGUGGAAGAGAAUGGAAAAAUUGGAUCCAAUCAAAUUACAGAUGAAAGCAUGUACGCUCCCCUUCAGAGAGGAGUCGUUUUGAAAUCAUGCAUUGGUACAUCUGCAACUCUCGCUUUAGCAGGUUUCCUCGUACGACAGGCCUCUCACACGGCUGCUACAAGUGGUUGGUCGGUUCCAGACUGCAUGUUAUUGAUGCCGUAUACGACAGAACUGUGGCAUAUCAUACCAACUGUAGGUGUGGUGGUGCUUGUCUCUGCCCUUCGACAAAUUUUCAUAAGGAUAUGGCCAGAUUUCGCUGCAUCGAGUGAAGUCUCCAACUGUCGGGUACUUGGAAACUUGAAACCAGUUGAUUACUUUACAGUGGCCUAUCUAUCUGGCAUUAGUGAGGAGCUUCUGUUUCGUGGGGCGCUGCUACCAGCACUUGGACCCGAUUGGAGGGGUGUCUUGGGAGCGGGAAUCAUAUUUGGGGUCUUGCAUAUCAGCGGCGGUAGAAAGUCGGCAUUCGGUAUCUGGGCCUCUUUUGUGGGUAUUACGUACGGAAUUUUAGGACUUUACACCAAUGAUCUUGCUACUCCUAUGGCUGCUCAUUCAGCAGCAAAUCUUCUAGGAGCAGCUCUAUGGAAGUACACCAAAGAUUCAAAAUCCGAAGGUUCUAAAACUUGGUAACCACAACAGGACAACCUUGAGCCUCAUAGAUCAUAUUGGUACGAGGAGUGGACGCAUACUGUACAAAUUCAAGGAUAAUUAAUCUUUGUCGAGAAUCUUGUGCCAGUGGUAGUGAAAAAGUAUUGACCUUGGAGACAUACAGAGACGGUAAUGGCAAUUGUCUCAGCAGUGAGCAGUAGAACUAGGUGAGAAGGUGUUUAUAAAUAGAUUACCAAAAUGAUUCACCGUGUAAAGAUUUUGGAUUAGAUAGAAUUGUGAAAUUUGCUUGAUUUCUCUACCACUGCAAAUUUACGUAUUCUCCUGUGUCCCGUAAGUUUGAAUAACCCUGAGUUAUUGGGAUUCAACUUCCGAUUCAUGAUGUUUACCAUGUGCUUGUUGAGUGUAGCAUCUGUGAUGCUAGCUGAGAAGAAUCAAUUGUUGGGCAUGUUGUAAUUCC
This is a messenger RNA of Marchantia polymorpha subsp. ruderalis, 2193 nucleotides long. The record is from the annotation of a GenBank genome assembly. NCBI's taxonomy places the organism in Eukaryota, Viridiplantae, Streptophyta, Marchantiopsida, Marchantiales, Marchantiaceae.